This is a messenger RNA of Magnolia sinica, 1756 nucleotides long. Its product is annotated as zinc finger CCCH domain-containing protein 39-like. Gene Ontology annotation, molecular function: metal ion binding; mRNA binding. Lineage: Eukaryota; Viridiplantae; Streptophyta; Magnoliopsida; Magnoliales; Magnoliaceae. The coding region runs from base 404 to 1387 and encodes 327 amino acids. The transcript has 2 exons. The record is from RefSeq and is a predicted model, not a curated record.
AGAGAAUUACAGAAAAACAUCGAGAUUAGGGUUUUGGGCUUGACUGGAUUAGGGUUAGGGUUUUGGAGGUUCUUCUCUCAGCAGAAUCCGAAUUCUCUUCUUUCCAGGUUCGUCUCCAAAGUUCUGAAUUCUUUCCGGUCUUUCUUGCAUGCGCUUUUGUCGUAAUUAGGGUUUUUUUUGUUCGAAUUCUUUCCGAUCUUUCUUGUGUACGCUUAGGUCAUAAUUAGGGUUUUUUAUGGUUCAAAUCCUCAUCUGACUUUUCUGAUUUUCUAUUCAAUUAGGGUUUUUUUUUUUUUUUUUCUCACUUCCGAUCUCAAUCUGCUGUUUUCAGAUUUUCAUCGAAGUAGGGUUUUUCUUACGUUGGAAUCUCAAUCCGAAUUAGAAACCCUUAAACCCUAACAGUAUGAGUGCUCCUGCUCCUCCACCUCCAUUCUUUACACACCCUUUUCCCGGUAAUGCUGUCGGAUUUGGAUCUCAAAUCCCUUUUGAUCCCGAAGCAUCUGGGCCCGCUUUCCGCCCUGAAUUCCCUCCCUUCAAGAAACCAAGAAAUUCCGAAGACGCUCCCUUGUUUCCCAUCCAAAACUCGCCUUUCAAUCCCAGAAUGCUUCCUCCACUCCCUCCUCCGAUAAACAAAGGGGUAAACAAGAUGUUCUUCAAGACCAGGUUGUGUGCAAAAUUCAAGCUUGGGACCUGCCCUUAUGGGAGUAACUGCAACUUUGCUCACGGGAUCGAAGAGGUCCGGAAGCCGCCUGCCAACUGGCAGGAGAUUGUGGCGGCCCAUGAGGACGAUCGGGCGGCUGGGAAUUGGGGCGAACAGCAGAGAAUCAAUAGGUUGGGUAUUUGCAGGAAGUUCUAUAAUGGGGAAGGUUGCCCGUAUGGUGAUAGAUGUAAUUUUCUGCAUGAGCAACCAGAGCGGGUUAGGGAGGGUGUGGUGGCUAGCGUUGCGACUGUAGUGGUGGCAGGAACUAGGGGAACUGCAUCUGAGCGAACAGAGAGCAAUGGGUUUGUGAAUUCUGGAGGCGACAGUAACUGCUCGAAUCAGAAGGGUGUGCUUUGGAAGACAAGGAUCUGUAACAAGUGGGAGAUGAAUGGUCAGUGCCCUUUCGGUGACAAAUGCCAUUUCGCUCAUGGAGCAGCAGAACUUCAGAAGUUUGGAGUCCAUAUGGAGGAGGAAAGUGGGAAUGCAGGCAUGGCUCCCUCAAAGCCUCUUCUUAGUCCUGCUGACAUGAUGUUGCCUAGCAAGGCAGAAGCGAACUGUAAGAUGCAAGCUGAGGGUAGGAAGCGUCUCUCCAAAUGGAAAGGACAUGACAAGAUCAGUGGCAUAUAUGGUGAUUGGAUCGACGAUAUUCAACUUCUAAACAGGCCACCGAGCAAAGUUGCUAGCUGAAGUUGGCUGGUUCUGUUGGUAAUGUGAAGAGUUAAAAGAAGUUUUAAAUCACCAUUCUUUGUUAGAUCAGGAAAACCUUGGUGGUGUCGGUUCCCCAUCUGAUAUGGUUUUGGCCUCUCAAGUGAUUUCAGCCUGCAACGGCUUGCAGAGGCUAGGAGAUUCUUUUUUUUCUUCUUCUUCUCUCUUUUUCUUUUUCGUUUUCUUUUUCUUUUUCAAUUUUGAAGGUGGGGGGUUGCCAAGUUCUUUUUUCUUCAAUUUAGAUCCAUAGGGGUUUUAUGGGUGGGUUCUCCCCUACCUAGUCUCCAUGUUUUUGGCUUCUCAGUGAUUGUAUUCCUCCUUCGAAAGCAAGAGAUGGCAAUUUUCCUUUUU